Frieseomelitta varia is the source of this 670-nucleotide messenger RNA. Its product is annotated as protein FAM177A1. The transcript is spliced from 3 exons. The record is from RefSeq and is a predicted model, not a curated record. NCBI's taxonomy places the organism in Eukaryota, Metazoa, Arthropoda, Insecta, Hymenoptera, Apidae. Bases 159 to 608 code for a protein of 149 amino acids.
CUGUUACAUCUAUUCUAUACAUUGUCAAUGCAUGUGACUCAAACGAGUAACAAAGCGACAAAGCUAUUCAUUGUUCUUAUUGUUAGUUCAGAUGUGAAAUGUCAAAGAAUUAAUAAGCAAUUUAGCUGUUAUUUUAUAAACAUUUAAAUUUGUCGAUUAUGGACCCAGGGAGAAAUGAAAUUUGUGAUUUGAAAGAAAUUAUUUUGAACGAAAGUGUUGAUACUGGCAUCCAGGAUCGUAAGUCGUUAAGACGACCAAAACGUGUAUUGCACUUUUCGGAUGGUGAUUUAGAAGAAUAUUCUGAAGAUGAAACAGAUGCACCACCUGUAAAUAUGACAGUGACUCAAAUAGAUCCAAAAACUUUGGAUUGGUUACCUUGGGCAUGGUAUCAAACUACUUCUAUUGGUAAUAAAAUGUUGGAUGGCUGUGAUUAUGUAGGUGAAUGGUUAGCUGGCUUUUUUGGAAUAACAGCACCUAAGUAUCAAUUUGAAAUCAAUGAAUUUUAUAGACUUCAGGCUCUUGAAAAUGAAAUUCUACGCAAGCAGGAUUUAGAAAUGGGUGGAUGGAAUGAACAUAAUAAGAAUAAUCUUGUAAAUAAUGUACAAUGAGUUCAUUGUUAAAUUAUGCUUUUUAUAAUAUUUAUUUAUUAAAUUAUUAUGUUUAUAAAGUA